Acanthaster planci (crown-of-thorns starfish) is the source of this 4229-nucleotide messenger RNA. RefSeq names its product ATP-dependent RNA helicase DDX54-like. The record is from RefSeq and is a predicted model, not a curated record. Lineage: Eukaryota; Metazoa; Echinodermata; Asteroidea; Valvatida; Acanthasteridae. Gene Ontology annotation, molecular function: ATP binding; RNA binding; RNA helicase activity. Gene Ontology annotation, cellular component: nucleus; cytosol.
AUACGGAGUGUAAUUAUUUUCCUUUUAAAUUUAUCGGGGAAGGGAUUAUGUACCAUACCCAAUUUGGUUUCAGAUGUUGUUAAAACUGUAGCUCCAUACAAAUUGGGUAAAAACUAUUGUUUCUUCAUGUGCUGACAUUAUAAAAAUCUCUUCAAUCCAUGGUAAAACGGAAAGAGAGGUACCCAUUUUUGGCGAAUUAUUGGUGGCGCUAUCACAAUAAUAAAGAGAGAAUGCGAAGGACUGAAGGCAAGUCUAAAAGUUUUGCAGAUGGCUGGUACUCAGUCCCGUAUCAUUAAUCAGCCUACUCUACUAUGGAGACCAACUAUUAGAGGUCAAACGUCAAUUAAAUACUGCGGGGGACCUCACACGUGUGUAAUACAGUCACUCCAACUCUGAAAAAAUAAGCUCAUUUGAAACUGAAAGAACUGGUGAUUGCAGAUCUACUAAUAUGGGAAAAAAGAAGAGGGGAAGACCUUCAAAAAAGCACAAAACUCAACCUAAAGGGAAAAAUGAGCAGAAAGAGAUCGGUCGAUCGCGUGGUGCAGAUAGUGGCUUGGACUCCGGACUGGAAUCAGAUGUAGAAGAGAGGGCUGUUGUACCAACUGAGAGACGGCCUGGAAUGGUCUCCGCGGGUUUCCCCAAGCUAGAUGGUUACACAUCUGAUGCAGAACCAGACACCAGGGAACUGGUCAAGCAAAUGAACAGGAAGAAGAAGAAAUCGGGCGGGUUCCAGUCCAUGGGGUUGAGCCAACCAGUAUUCAGUGGCAUCAUGAAGAAAGGCUACAAGAUACCGACGCCCAUCCAGAGAAAGUGCAUCCCAGUCAUCAUGGAAGGCAAGGAUGUGGUUGCCAUGGCAAGGACUGGCAGUGGCAAGACAGCGGCUUUCCUUAUCCCAAUGUUUGAGAAGUUGCACCACCGGUCUGCACAGUCAGGGGCCAGAGCCUUAAUCCUGUCCCCAACAAGGGAGCUGGCGCUGCAGACGCUCAAGUUUGCCAAAGAGCUGGGGCGGUUCACAUCCUUGAAGGCAGAAGUCAUCCUUGGGGGUGACAAGCUCGAUGACCAGUUUGCGGCAUUACACGAGAACCCCGACAUCAUCAUUGCCACACCCGGUCGCCUCCUCCACGUCCUCGUCGAGAUGGAGAUGAAGUUGAAGUCACUGGAAUAUGUCGUCUUUGAUGAGGCAGACAGGCUCUUUGAGAUGGGCUUUGCCGAGCAACUCCGCGAAAUCCUCCACUCCCUCCCCCAGCACAGACAGACACUCCUGUUCUCAGCGACGCUCCCCAAGACCCUGGUGGAGUUUGCCAAGGCGGGCCUGAACGACCCCACGCUCAUCCGCUUGGAUGUGGAGACCAAAAUAUCCGAUCAGCUCCAGAUGCUGUUUUUCUACCUGAGGCUGUCUGAUAAGAUCACAGUUCUGCUUCAUCUGCUGCGAAACGUCAUUGGGGAGGAUGAGAUGACUGUCGUCUUCAUGGCAACCAAGCAUCACGUGGAAUACAUAAAAGAGAUUCUGUUCAUGGCGGGCAUCGACUGCACUCACAUCUACAGCGACCUGGACCAAACGGCGCGCAAGAUCAAUGUGGCUAAGUUUACACACAAAAAGACCAAAGUCAUGCUUGUGACAGAUGUGGCCGCCCGAGGCAUCGACAUUCCGAUGCUAGACAACGUCAUCAACUACAAUUUUCCUGGCAAACCCAAGCUUUACGUGCACAGAGUUGGUCGAGUUGCACGGGCUGGUCGAAGUGGCCGUUCCUUUUCCCUGGUCGGUCCGGAUGAGUUGCCAUACUUACUUGACCUCCAUGUCUUCUUGGGCCGAUCACUCAACCUUGUGUCUUCCAAUGACACAGAAGUUCAAGGUAACGACAGCUGUAUUGGGCGUGUCCCGCAGUCAGUCAUUGACGACGAGGAGGAACUGGUUGCCCAUUUCCACCGGCAGUCGGUGGACCUUGAGGGGCUCCAGCGAGCUUGCCGCAAUGCCUCCAAGCAGUACCUGAAGACUAGGCCCCACCCCUCUGUAGCCAGCCUCAAGCGAGCCAGAACCCUUGCAAUCGCUGAGAGUGGCUACCAUCCCAUAUUUGGAAUAAAGGACAACCACGAAGAAAAUACUCGAGUGCAACUCGUGGAUAACAUUAAGAACUACAAACCCAAAACAACCAUCUUCGAAAUUGCAACAUCCACCAAGAGUGUGGCCCACCAGGUCAUGAAAUCCAAGCGCCGUUUCCAUGGCAACAUUGUGAAGAAGAACAGGCAGCUACAGGGGUCAAAGGUCAUUGAUAGCACAUUAGGAGAUGCAGCGUCCAGGGUUACAGAGGCACAGAGCACCGACAAGGACAUUGAAGAUGCCUUUUCAGCCAUUAUUGCACCGGGAAGCAAGAGGAAAUCAGAGAAAUAUGUCAGCAGCAUUGCUAAUCCCAAGAGACCAAAGAUGGACGUCAAAACAAGCCAUCGCGACGAAGAUUACUACAUUUCCCACCAUGCAUCUGAUAGGCAAACAGAACAAGGUUUGAGUGUUGGAUUGACCUUUGACCAGCAAGCCCAGAAUGCUCUUUUGGACUUGACCCAAGAUGACCCCCAUGGCAUGAUCAAGCAGCGCAGCCAGCUAAAAUGGGAGCGAAAGAAGAAGAAAUUUGUGAAUGAGAUCGGCAAAGAGAGGCCAAAGAAGAUCCGAACAGAGAGUGGGGCUCUUAUCCCAGCAUCCUACAAGAAAAACUUAUACAAAGAAUGGUUGGAGAGGAGCAAAGCCGAAGCAAGGAUGGAGGCAGCAGCUGAGAGUGACGAUGAAAACGAGAGUGGAAAGAACAAUCAAGCCAAAUUCUCCACGCUCGGCCUUAGCCGUCGCAUGAAGAAUCGCCUCAAGUCCUCCACCACAUCGUCCAAGUAUGCUGCGCCCCUCCCUCGGGGGAAGAGUCUGGGUGGCCCUGCCCAGGGCAAGAAGGGCAAGCAGAGAGGUCCUCGGCAGGAGGUGAAGAGCCACGAGCAGGUCCUGAAGGCACGGCGGGCCAAGGAGCAGAGCAAGGCUCGGCACAUCGGCAAGAAACAACGCCAGGAGGCCAUCCAGAAAAAAAUGGAAGGCCGGCAACGGAUGCUGAUGCAGAGGUCAAAGUUCAACAAGAGGAAGUAGACUGUGGACGUUUCUGAGAAGUCAGAUAUAUCUCAGGCUCUGGAACAUUUUAAAGGAUUUCCAUGAUCAGAUCAAAUAGAAAGACAAUCUUUUUGGAUUAAAUUAUAAAAUGUGGAUUUUCAUAAUAAGGUAUGGUGUUUGAGUGCCACAAACAUCAGUUCAAAUUGAGCUGCUGUAUGCCAUGGAGAGAGGCCUGCAAUUUAUGUCCUCAGAAACUGGAAGUCUGGAGGGUUCAUUUUAGGGGCUCUUCAUGGACGCCCCGAACCCCUUUGUUUUUUUGGAGGAAUUGAAAGCGCCAGCAUAUUGGAAAAUUUGCUAGGGGGGGGUUGAGGAUUGUUUUAAGGAUGUAAAAAUUUGGAGUCAUUCUUGGAAAAAUGUCCAACUCUCCCCGCCCAUAAAUCUGAGACCUGGAUAUGUCACUGCCUUGUUACUUGUACUGUGGUAUGUAUAGGCUCAUUUGACACAAGAAGCAAAUAGCAGUAAAAAAAAAAAUAAGAACAUGUUUAAAAUGGUGUCAUUCAUAAUAUCCAUUGCUUUCCAACACACAUCGUCAGUAACGCAACACUACCAAAAAUUACACUGACAUUAAGCGACCAGGGAUACAUUAUUAAUGACACUUCAAUGGCGCAUACAACUGUCAGCCGAUUUUAUUCACGAGCAGGUGAAAAAGGAGAGAAAACAGAGAGAACAUUUGGAGCUGUCUUGCCUGCAAAACAGUACCGCACAACUACGUAGAGCAUUUAUCAAUUACGUCCAUACAUACUCACAACAGCCCACCCAAACAAUAAGUUGUGUAUUGAUUCAGUUGUCUUUCUUAGCUUCUAGGGUGACAUUCAUGUCACCGUUUCGCAUGAAAGAUACCCACUAACAUAACCAUUAUCCAUGCUAUGGCGACCACAAAGUAAUAAGCACAGCAGAGUACAUGCUAAUAUUUUCAAGCAAAACUGUGUAUAAAUCACGGCAUAUACAUGUACCAAGUGGGCUUUCAGUCUCCUGGAAUUCAGCUCUCAAGAUUUUGUACCAAUAUUUACAGCCCCACUUGACCCUGACCUUCCCAAAUUUGCCAAAAUCCUUGUGUGGGAGUGGAUUUUGAAAGAUCUAGCCUCUGUGG